This is a messenger RNA of Rhagoletis pomonella (apple maggot), 2408 nucleotides long. RefSeq lists its product as uncharacterized. NCBI's taxonomy places the organism in Eukaryota, Metazoa, Arthropoda, Insecta, Diptera, Tephritidae. The record is from RefSeq and is a predicted model, not a curated record. The transcript has 7 exons. The annotation marks the transcript as partial.
CACAUAAAUUUUUGGACCACCCUAAUGUACAAAUGUAUGUUUAUGAAGUAGAAAAAACUCAACUUUGGAAUUCUUGCACGGACUGAUUCGGCGAUACAAAAUUAUGAAAAUUUUGUGGCGUCCUACGAAAAAAAUGCUUGUGGAACUAUUUAAUUUUAAAAACUCAGAAAUAUGCGCUUAAAACACGUAGAAUCGUAUAAAAUAUUUUAACAGAGAAAUCAACAUAGAAGAACAUAGAAACGAUUGAAUGAAGAGAAAACUAAAAAUUUAAUAAAAGAAGAUGAACAAGAAUAAUAAGAUUGAUCUGAGUGAGCGAUUAACAAACUAUAAGAGACGUCACGAAAGUUACACAGCCACAACAGGAAUCGACAGCUGCAGCAGUCUUCCAAGAAGCGGGACCAUUAAAAGCUGAGAAAAAUGCCCGAUAACCGAAGGACUGUUUAGUAGCUACCAGAGCAAAUACAAAAACUUCAGAUGCUUUGUAGAAAGCAUCUUCACCAGGCCUAGUGGCAGUUGCCAGCAACGUUGUUGACACCGUCAUAAAUUCAAGUUGAGUUGCCUAAAAUACAAGAAUUGAAAACAAUUUUGCAGUCUUAACAAUAAAAUUUCAACAAAAGCUUAACAACAAUAGAAGCAAUCACAACACAUGAAAUCAACCACAACAACGCCAGCGACAACCAACAGCAACAAAUGCGCUUAAAUUAAAUGAAGGCAUGUAGUUGCCACAAAAACAACAGCAACAAAAAUAACACAUCAAUACACACACACCUACAUCCAUACCUACACUUGCACGCAAAUGGAACAUCAAAACGACACACGUGCAAACACGCAAGAGGACACGCUAAGUGUGAUCAUUGAAAGAAAGCAAAAGUAAAGAAAAAAUUCAACAGCCAAAGGCAGAAGCUAAAAAGAUUUAUGACCAUCAAAUAUUAAAGUUGCCAACGACUUUGCGACACAUUUUUGAAGUCUGCAAAUAACAAAAAAAAAAAAAAAAAAAAACUUGACAAGAGCAACAACAACAGCAACCAUACAAUAUAUACAUAUGUACAUCUUGCCAUCAUCAUCAUCAUCAAGGACCCCAACUAAAUAAAUAUAGUCGGCGACUGGGUCAGCCUAGUGCCAGCCUAGUGCCAGAGACGGACGGAGGUAGCGACGGUGCUCCGUGCGCGUAACAUUAAAUAAAUUGCAAAUCACGAGACACUGUACAUACGGUUUGUUCCUGCUUCAACUCUCCGCUUCACGCGUCUUCCCAGCGCGCCUGCCAUUCCUGCAUGAGAAUCCACUUCAAUUAUAGCUAAAUCUAGGCGAAAUCUCACGCGCGGCAGUCACUUAUCCAGCGCCAGCAGCUGAGAAGUGAGGCAGUGGAGGGAGGGAGGGAGGGAGGCUAGCAGACAGUAGUCAGCAAGCAGUGAAAGCAUUGGGCGGCACAGAAGUCACAAAAAAGGAUGGCUGUGGCGAUGCGACCAAAUGGUUUACAUCAUGCAGUUUCGCUAGGCACCAUCGAAGUGGCGUCUAAGUCAGCAGCAGCUUCUAGCCAUUACGAUCGCAGUUACGAUUCCGAAGAUGAGAAUAUGAGUCGACGCCGCUUGCGACACACCUCCUCCACAGAACUGUAUCCACGUCCAUCCGUUUACUCGAAAGGCGAUAUACGCGAACAGUACUGCCUAACCGAUCGUCAGCUGCAUAGCAUCGAGAGGCCGCGCCGCGAUCGCUUCUUUGGCUGUCUCUCGCGACGUAGCGGUGUGCCGCAAUCCUUUCUGGGUGGCUGUGUUGGGCGAAGGGUGCCAUCAGAUGAGAAUUUAGCUGCGUACGCUCCCUUCUACAAGUAUCCGCGCUAUCAAAGACACUUUCAGAAUAACGACGACAAAUCACCUGACUCCGAUAUGGAUAGUUCCUAUUUUAGACGACAACCAGCUUCAAUAUUGAGCACUGCGAAGACGCAAGACACUGGUAGUGGUGGUGUUGGCGUCGGUGUCGGUGUUGGCGGCGGAAGUAUUGCCGGCGGCAGUAGCGGCAUCGGUGUUGGCCCUGGACCAGGCGUCAGCAUGGGUAUGGGUCCAAGCCAACGUUACUCCUGGAUGGGCAUGCCAACCGGCAUGGGAAAUGAGAAUAUCAACUUCACAAAUGAUCAAAGUUCGUAUCACUAUCCCACCCAUGUCGGACUGCCAACAGCUAGCCAGCACCUACAAAUGGGCGGCGGCGGUGGCACCACACCGAGAACCAAGCAUGUCAGUUUCGCCCGCUCGCAUACACUCACCUCCUUCGACGAUGUCAAUUUGGGGGGCUUUCGUUCCUCCGGUCGCAUGAAGACCGCUCGCAGCCAAGAGCGUCUUAUUGGCGGCAAGAAACCGAUCAUUGCCACAGGCUCGUUGUACGAGUCUAUACAGCUGCCACCGCAAGUGGGGCAG